Chlamydomonas reinhardtii is the source of this 2231-nucleotide messenger RNA. RefSeq lists its product as uncharacterized. NCBI's taxonomy places the organism in Eukaryota, Viridiplantae, Chlorophyta, Chlorophyceae, Chlamydomonadales, Chlamydomonadaceae. The coding region runs from base 37 to 1488 and encodes 483 amino acids. Gene Ontology annotation, molecular function: imidazoleglycerol-phosphate synthase activity. The record is from RefSeq and is a predicted model, not a curated record. The transcript is spliced from 14 exons. Gene Ontology annotation, biological process: L-histidine biosynthetic process.
ACUGUGCUAACAGUUCAAUUUUUAGGACUUUACAAGAUGCAGUCCCUAUCUGCGCGCCAAGCGGCUGGCGAGGCUUCUACCUCGCGGGCCCCUUCCUCGCGCUCAGCAGCCCCGGCCCGCCGCACCAGCGUUGUUUGCUCCGCUAGCAGCAGCUCGAACAAGGAGGUCACGCUGCUGGACUAUGGCGCCGGCAACGUGCGCAGCGUUCGGAAUGCCAUCAAGAAGCUUGGCUACACGAUCCGCGAUGUGGAGUCGGCCGCCGACCUGGCCUCCGCCAGCAAGUUGGUGUUUCCGGGCGUGGGCAGCUACGGGCAGGCCAUGACCAUCCUGACCCAGAAGGGGCUGGUGGGGCCGCUGAGGGACUACAUACACGUGUCGGCAGUUCAGUUCCACCCGGAGAAGAGCGGCGCCACCGGGCUGGACAUCCUGCAGGGAUUCCUUGAGCCCGAGGCCGCGGUGGCCGCGCGCAAGGCCGCCGCCGCCGCCGCCGCCACCUCCUCCUCCUCCGCUGCUGCUGCCGCCGCCGCCCACUCGCCGCGCGGGCUGGCCAAGCGCGUGAUCGCCUGCCUGGACGUGCGUAGCAAUGACGCCGGAGAUCUGGUGGUUACCAAGGGCGACCAGUACGAUGUGCGUGAGAAGGGCGACGCACGUGAGGUCCGCAACCUGGGCAAGCCCGUGGACCUGGCGGCGCGCUACUUCGAGGAGGGCGCUGACGAGGUGGCCUUCCUCAACAUCACCGGCUUCAGGGACUGUGUGAUGGAGGACACGCCCAUGCUGGAGGUGCUGCGCCGCGCCUCGGAGCGCGUGUUCGUGCCGCUCACGGUGGGCGGCGGCAUCAAGGCGCUCACGGACAGCAGCGGCCGCACCUUCUCCGCCGUGGAGGUGGCGGCAGAGUACUUCCGCUCGGGCGCGGACAAGGUGUCCAUCGGCUCGGACGCAGUGGAUGCGGCGCAGGCCUACUACGCCCGCGGUGCCCAGGCCGACGGCUCCACCGCCAUUGAGCAGAUCAGCGCCGUGUACGGCAAGCAGGCUGUGGUCAUCUCCAUCGACCCGCGCCGUGUGUACGUGUCGGACCCGGCCGCCGUGCCGCACGCCACCGUACAGACCUCGCGACCCGGGCCCGCCGGCGAGCAGUACUGCUGGUGGCAGUGCACCGUCAAGGGCGGGCGCGAGGGCCGCGACCUGGGCGCCGUGGAGCUGGCUCGCGCGGUGGAGGCGCUGGGGGCGGGCGAGAUCCUGCUCAACUGCAUCGACAACGACGGCGUGGGGCAGGGUUUCGACCUGGAGCUGGUGGACGCCGUGUCCCGCGCCGUGACCAUCCCCGUCAUCGCCUCCUCGGGCGCAGGCUGCCCCCAGCACUUCUCGCAGGUGUUCCGGGCCACGGGCGCCGCCGCCGCGCUGGCCGCGGGCAUCUUCCACCGGCGCGAGGUGGGCAUCAGCGAGGUGAAGGCACACCUGGCGGCGGAGAACAUCCCAGCACGCAUCUGAGAGGGAGGAGAAGGAGGAGUGAAGGAGUUAAUGGAGAAGGAGGAGGAGGAGGAGGAGGAGGAGGAGGAGGAGGAGGAGGAGGAGGAGGAGGAGGAGAAGGAGGAGGAGGAGGAGAAGGAGGAGGAGGAGGAGAAGGAGGAGGAGGAGGAGGAGGAGGAGGAGGAGGAGGAGGAGGAGGUAGACGAGAGGGGGCAGAGGGAGGGUGCAGGCUGCAGAGAGGGGAGAGGGGGAGGCGGGAAGGUUGGGGAGGAAGAGAGAGGGGGUGCGGCGGGGAGAGGCACGAGUUAGGUGUGUGUGCAUGUUUGUGUGCGUGCGUGCGCGACUCCUUCAGCAUGGUGGGAGUCAGAGUGCGGGGGCUUGGGGGGCUGCGGGACAGGGGCGCCGAUACACACGUGUCUACACAGCAAGUUGGGGGAGAGCUUGUGAACGCGCUGGAAGGGCGCUGUGGCGUGACGUGAUGUGCGGAUGAUAGUGGUGCACGGUGAGGGGCCACCGCCUGUGAUGAAAUGGGAGCUACACACAUGCAUGUGGGGGCAGGGAAGCGUGCCCUCGCACGGGUGAUGGGAGGGCGAGGGGCGGUGACAACGGGAUGAAGCCCGGCAGACACGGGGGAGGGGCACGGGGGAGGGGUGAACCCGGUAUGCCGCAGGGCCGCAGGUGUACCGUAUGUGUGCUGCUGCUGCCUGCCGGUGCGCCGCUCACUGCCGGCUGCUGAAAUGCCGGGUGUGUAAUGCGUAGUUGCA